AUGAAAGAUCAACUUUUUUUAGAGGGUUUUCUCCAAGAUGACAUGGCCGACUCCAAUAGCAUUCAGCUUCUACAGAAUUUGAUUUCGCCUGUAAAUCCUGGAAGUCUCAGAGAAAGCAUAGCACGAGCAGACAAUUCAGGGAAGAACAUGAAAGAAUUCUUCGCGAUGGGUGUUGUGUGGAUAUCUCGGAUCGUGAUGGGUUGGAGCACGAAUCUUACGCUCUUUUACCUAGGAACAGUGAAGAGCAACGAGACGUUCAAGGAUGAAGAUGCUUUCAUAAAUGCGGUAUAUGCCCACGCCCAGCGAAUGCGGAAAGCUGUAUUCGCCGCUGACCUCAAAACAAAGCUCGAUGAUCCGAAUGACAUUAAAAGGGGUCAAAUGCAGAACUUCUUACUUUCCGGUCGCAUGGACUCUUUGUCGACAAUCAUGUCAAAAUAUCCGCGGUUCCCAGAGUCCGUUUAA
Molecule: messenger RNA, 462 nt
Organism: Sphaeroforma arctica JP610
Lineage: Eukaryota; Ichthyosporea; Ichthyophonida
Exons: 4
Coding region: 1-462 (153 amino acids)
Source: RefSeq, a predicted model, not a curated record